Molecule: messenger RNA, 5667 nt
Organism: Candidozyma haemuli
Lineage: Eukaryota; Fungi; Ascomycota; Pichiomycetes; Serinales; Metschnikowiaceae
Exons: 1
Coding region: 1-5667 (1888 amino acids)
Biological process (GO): nuclear pore organization
Cellular component (GO): nuclear pore inner ring; nuclear pore
Molecular function (GO): structural constituent of nuclear pore
Source: RefSeq, a predicted model, not a curated record
AUGGCUUCUUCAUCAGCAUCUUUCCUUUGGGAUGUUGGCAUCUUCUCGGAUUGUUACAAUGCCAUUAAGUUCCUGGACGCUGUCCCGGAAGAGAUCGAUGCUUUGAUGGGAACCGACUUAAGACACUUACUUGACGUUCCUUCUCGAUCUGACAAGGCAAGACAAGACUUGGCCAAAGGUGAAAAGGAAAAUAUCACGUUUGCUGAUGGACUGAAAUACAAACUCAACAAACCUUUCAUAGAAAGUGCAUAUCUCCUCGCCAGUGAACUUGAUUUGGACGAGUUGGCAACUGCUGAAUUACUACUGCUGGCCUCCGAGGCAAGCUUUUCUAAAGGCUCUAGCCUUGAAGAUGCUGGUAUCUUGGCUUUUUUCCGCAGAUAUGACUACAUCCUUAACAUCGUGGGCUAUAUGGUUACCAAGAAGAGAAUCCGGUUGAUAUACCCAACACAAGAUCCAGCUAAGGAACUCUUUCAACAGUGUCUUAAAAGUUUCAAGAAAAUUUACAGUUUGAUCCAGAUUCAGAAUGACCAGAUAGAUAGACAGAAAGCUACUGCUGAUAUUAACAAUUUGGCUUUCGUUAAGAAGGUGUAUUUUGUCAAACAACAACUUUUCCAGAUCCAUGAUCUUUUGAGUCAGAUCUUGUACUUCCUCAUUGACACAUUCCCCGAGACUGUUCUGAAUUUUGAUACUUACAACACGCUCGUCAAGCACAUUAAUGAAAACAUCACAAACGAUUCCGACAUUUUACUUUUGCAUUACCUCCCGUCCCUUUUGCGAAUCGUGACUGGCUUGGAAGACUUGUCAGAUGCCGAAGUUCUGAAGAUUCAUCAACAGUUUGUUUCGUCACUUUCAGCUGACUACCCCAAGGUUAAGGAUAAUGAUAACAUCGACUUGUCCAAGUCGUCUUUGAGACCGUACGAUCUUUGCACCAAAAUAUUCUUCUUCAUUGCAUUCAUUCCAUGGUGCAAAGGCUCCGAUGAAAGGACUCGUAAGUUUGAUUUUAAGAAAGACAUUCUUCAAUACAUCGAGUGGCUCAUCAGUUAUGGUACUACCGAACAGAUCUUGUGCUACGCAGCCGAAACUGCUGUACCAGAAACAACCAGUUUCUUGGAGCAAAGUGAACUUUAUGAUUUCAGAGCUCUCCUACAGAGAAGCUUCCCGCUGUUGUUGCCUGCCAAAUUCGUUUACGCAGGUAAUGACGAACUUCUUAAUGCUGCCAAAUCUAAUCCCCAACUAUCCAAUGUUCCAAAACUUUGUGACUUCUCCAGCUUCAAGAUCUCCAGACCAAUUGCUGACGACAUAAUCGCUCCCUCGUUUCAUUCUUUCUUUAGCAACUUUGUUAACCACGCCGCUAUUGUAUUGACACUGCUUCGUGAUAAUGAAGAGGAUUACCUUCUUUCAUCAAACAAAAAGGAACUAGACGACUCAUCUAGAAAUGCCACUAGUUUCAAUGAUACUUAUGAGAGUCUCUCUUCGAAGUCUUUAGAAAAGAGCACAUACGACGAGUCAGAUUCUAAUCACGACCUCAAUGACAUUGCAAGUCGUGCCGAUUUGGAAAGGUUUUACAUGGCAUGUGUCUACACUUACAGCAAUAGAUCAGACCUCUGUGAGGCUUUUUGGGCUGCCGACGAAUCGAACGUCGCUGGUUUCGUUGAUUGGGGCAUUUCCAAGAACACCCUGCCCCUUAUAACUGCUACUUUCUGUUUCCUUCUUGGAAGUUUGACUUCAGGUGGAACUAUGGCUAGCUUGAAAGUGUGGGACAUCUUGGUCAACGCAAACACUUUCCGCAAGAAUGAUUACUCAUACAUCUCGAUAGAUUCUAUCAUAGGAUCCUUGACGUACUACCUAGAUGCUCUUACGGAGAACCUCGAGCUGGAGUUAAUAACAAGGUCGAAGAUGGAGCAACAGAAACUGGAAUACCUUUUCUCCAGCAAUCAUCAUAAGCGCGUUACUGACGAUGAUACCGAAAUCCCCAUCAUGCUUUCUGAGGACUCGGUAGUUUUCAUUGCAGGAUUCUUCAUGCUAAUUGCUCAAAUUUUGAAGAAUGCGGGCGACGAGGAUCAAGUAUCUCGAACUGUCAGACAAUCGGCCUUCAAUCGUUUCCAUCCAAUAAUAGUAUCAUUCCUCAAGUUCGACAAUUUGAUUACCAGUGCCAAGGAGUCUCUUAACAAGAAGAAGACAUCUGUUCCGGUUGUCUUCAGCGAUGAGAACAGAACCAUUAUUCUUAAUCUUGUGAUGAAUUGCUUGAAAGAGUUCGCCACUACUAGUGAUAUGAGCAUUAGAACACAAAUAUGGGAUACCGUUGAUCGCUGGAUUUGUCAUUCGCUUCAUGAUGGCGAGAAUACAAAGCCGACCGAUAGUCAGAGAUACACUGCACGGGGAUCCCUGCUGAACACAGUCUCCAAUAGCACGAAGACAGAGCUUCAAAAGCUCAAGAGCUAUUUCAGGGGUUCUCCAAUGAAACAAGGCUUUCAAAUGGCACUUACGAAGACAUCUGAAGUCUCGAACUUUGUACAGCUUAUAGCACAGCUACUCGGGCCUGUGUCAAAUGAGAAGUAUGGUUUCAAUUCCAUGGAGCUUUUAUACCCUUCUAACCUCGGAUCGGGGUAUAGGUUCAAGAACCAAAUUGGUGUGUGGCCUUACAUGGAAUUCAUUCUAAACGAAGUUUUCGUACAUACCCCAGAUCUCGAGGAUGAGGAUUUGAGGGUGAGCUUGCAACUGAUUAUCCUCAAAGUAGUGAAAACGUCAUUAACGGAGGUGGAUUGGCUCUUCCUUGUGGAGACUGCUCCGCAAAUUUUCCUUGAAACGCCCACCACCGAAGACGUUUUUGCAUCAUCUAGGCUUCUUUCAGGAGAGACCACUGCGAUCACCUUCGAGACUUUUGUCAGAGUUCAUCAUUCUUUGUCAGUCUUAAACUUCUUGUUUGAGGACAAGCCUUCAGCGGUGUUGUUCAACAUCGUGAAUACGGGGUUGGACCUAGUUAGCGGCAACCCUGUUUUACAGCAUUUGAUUAGCGAGGCUUUAAGCGUUGUUGACAACACAUUAAGACUACAGCAUAUCUAUAUCGAGAAGCUCUUGCCACUUCUUAAGAAUGCUGACAUCUUUUCUCAGGCUGAUAGCAAGAAGCCGUUAGGAUAUGGUACCAGUUUGAGUCUUGCUCUUACUACUCAAAAGCUCACGCACGACAAUGUGUAUUAUCCUACUGGACUUGGAACUCAUGGUGUCAGUGACUACUUCGAAUUAAUUUUGUUCAAUUUGUCUAGUGUGGUCCACCUUGCGCUUUAUAUUGGGUCCGAUGAUAGGUCUAUCUCCCAACCAGCCAUCUCAAUCUUGCGCAAGCUUUCAGAGUCUAAGGUUUUCAGCACCAAGAGUGCUCUCUCUAAGGAUCUCUCGUUGAGAAACACUCGUCUCUUGAGUAUCUUUGAGAAUGUGGAUGAGUCUCUCAAGAUCAGAUAUGCAUUCGUCCAGCAAAUGGAAGCUAUCACUGACUCAUUGCAAGUAAAGUAUGAUAUCUUGGAAUUCUUGCUUGCCAACUUGCCAUCAAACGGUGAAGUGACUGUUGCUCACUUUUUGCUUGGCUACGAGACUCGUAAUGGUAGCCUUACUUUGGAGGAAGACCUGGACAGUAUAUCCUUACUUGAUACCUUGAUUCAGUUGCUCAUGUCAACGAUCGAUUUGAUCUUCGACAUUGACUAUAGUAAGGGCUACGUCACACGUAUUGGUCUAGGACCUUCCAAGUUGGCAUCGUUGACGAUGCAAAUCUUGGUUAAGUUGAGCAAGAGUCCCGUGCUUUCGUCUAUCACCUUGCUGUAUAUCAGAAAGUACGAUUUGUCUUCGAAAUUGCUUGAGGUUCAACCAAAGAUUGAUGACUUGACUAUUUGGAAUAAUGAAAGAUUCCAAGCUAACGUUCAAGAUGGUGCAAAGAACAACUUCAUUGAAGAUGAAGGCAGUCUUGAAGCGUUCUUCGAGUUCAUGAAAUACAGAAACCUGAUUCUCCAAUACUUGUCGAUUGAAAUCCAUGAGAUCAGGUCAGCUACCAAGAAGGAGCACUAUAUCCAAAUGCUUCUCAACGAUACCGAAUUCUUCAACGGAACACCAAAGAUUCUCAACUUCUUGGAUGUGCUCAACUAUCAGUUCUCCAAUUUCGAGCCUCACAAGUUACUAGAAUUCGAGAAUAAGUAUAAUCUUCCAGCGUUGGUCCAUGAGUUGAGCCAAGAGAGAGAAAAGAAGGAGAACGGAACAAGACUAUUGAGAAAGUUUGCCGGAUUGCGUUGCCAGAAUGCCAACCAAAGACUCCGCACUGAAGAUGAAAAGGCUGCCUUUUCUAUCGAUAUGAUGGUUGAAGUGACCAGAGUUGAUGAGCUUUUCCAGAAGAUCUUUGUGGUGGAGGAGCUCAAGAAACGUCACUUGCAGUGCUUGCAGUCGUGGGUUCAGAUCAUUCAAGUUCUCAGCAGUGAUGGAGUGGCUGAUCGUGCUGAUUUCAUCUUGAAGGUGUUCCAAUACAUCCUUCCUAAGAUCAAUAAUGACUACUAUGAGAGAGAUAUCAUGUUUGCGGAAGAGUUGAUUCUGUUGUGUAUGCUCUUGUUUGACAUGUAUGAAGAGGACUCGAUAGUCAAGGCCAAACCAGAAGACGGCAAGGAACAGCAUUUACAGAAACUCCUUCCACUCUUUAAAACAUGCGUGAAUGGAGUACUAUGCAGCAACUCGACGCCAGCCUUACGUUCGGACUUGUACAUUUUGCUCAAUAAGUUUACCCAGAGAACGCCGCAGUCAGGUGCCUUGCUUCACCAAAUCCUUACGGCCCUUCGGUCGGUGGACAGAAGGUUCAUCAAUGUUAUCUGCAACGAUUCAAUCUAUUCAGAAGGAGCCCCUCGAAUCACAUCGAUAAUAUUGAUGGAAACGCUUGUGAAUCUUUCCAGUUUGGAGAAGUCGACUUCUAUUCUUAACGCGAUAGUGGAGAACAACUCAUUGUCACUUCUCGCCCGACUGCUCAAACGUACUGGGGAGCUCUUCGAGGCUUGCGAGGGAAAUGCGGAGUCAGGAAUCAGAAUAGAUACGCUACUUUACGAGCUUACGGCUUUCAAAGCAACGCUUUAUCUUUUGAUAAGAAUCGGGCAGUCACGAGAGGGAGCAUCGCAGCUUUUCCAGAAUGAAAUUUUCCCGAUCAUACGUCAUCUCAAGUUCUUAAACAUUGAUUCAGACUUGGGAUUGGAACUCCAGAUCGACACAGGACCAAAUGUACUGGGCACCACAUCCUCGGGAUACGCCGCUGCAAAAGAGGAAAGUGCUACUGCACUGAUCACAUUAAGUUUGGAUGUUCCGGCAUCACUCGCAGAUUCAGCAGAUUCAGCAGGCGGCAGCGAAAAGGUGCGGACGAUCUCGUACUAUGAGUUACUCGUGCCAGCGUUCCAAUUGGUUGUCACUGUGCUUUCGGCGAUGGGCCCGUCGUUCCAGCCUGGAAUCAUGCAAGCUCGAGAACUCAUGCAACACUUUAGGGUUCUAGUAGUGGGAGUGAUGAAACGAGACCAGCUUAUGGAGCAAGGGUCAUUGGCGCAAUAUGAAGAGAAGCAGAGGCUUGCGCUGGAAGGGCUUCGGCAGUUGGCGAGGUUGUUUGUGCUCGUAAACGCCCUUAUAGAGGACGGAAAGCUUAACAACGGUCUCGGGUAG